Messenger RNA from Ixodes scapularis (black-legged tick), 973 nucleotides. It is a transcript of the gene Etfb, whose product is annotated as electron transfer flavoprotein subunit beta. Gene Ontology annotation, molecular function: electron transfer activity. Gene Ontology annotation, cellular component: cytosol. Lineage: Eukaryota; Metazoa; Arthropoda; Arachnida; Ixodida; Ixodidae. The record is from RefSeq and is a predicted model, not a curated record. The coding region runs from base 54 to 818 and encodes 254 amino acids. The transcript is spliced from 7 exons.
GUUUAGCUUGUCUCCUUUUUCUCUUUAUUUUUUGCUACCAUUGAUCAUUCGCAAUGGCGCUCAGAGUGAUGGUCGGCUGUAAGCGUGUGAUCGAUUAUGCAGUAAAAAUCCGUGUGAAGCCAGACAAGACCGGUGUCGUGACAGACGGAGUCAAGCACAGUCUCAACCCCUUCGAUGAAAUUGCCGUCGAGGAAGCGGUGCGCAUGAAGGAGAAGAAGAUCGCCAGCGAGAUCAUUGCCGUCUCCUGCGGCCCUGCUGCUUGCCAGGAGACUCUGAGGACAGCCCUUGCCAUGGGUGCAGACAAGGCCAUCCAUGUGGAGGUGGAGGGCAAGGACUAUGAGACCCUGCAGCCCCUGCAUGUCUCCAAGCUGCUGGCCAAGCUGGCACAGGACAACAAGGUGGACAUACUCCUUGUGGGGAAGCAGGCAAUCGAUGACGACAGCAAUCAGACAGCCCAGAUGACCGCUGGAGUGCUGGACUGGUCACAGGGCACAUUUGCGUCCAAGGUGGAGAAAGAUGGGGACAGCCUGAAGGUGACACGGGAAGUGGAUGGUGGCCUGGAGCACGUCAAGGUCAAGCUGCCAACCGUCCUAAGUGCGGACUUGAGGCUGAAUGAGCCUCGAUAUGCCACCCUCCCAAACAUCAUGAAAGCCAAGAAGAAGCCCCUGGAGAAGAAGACCCCCAAGGACCUUGGGGUGGACAUCAGCCCCCGCAUUGAAAUCGUGAGCGUGGAGGACCCCCCAACCAGGGAGGCCGGGACCAAGGUGGAGUCUGUGGACGAGCUGCUCGCAAAGCUCAAGGACCUCGGACGCAUUUAGGGCAGCCAUCAGAUGCAAGGAAGAAGUCAGUUGAACAAACAGCUGGUGCAGCUUUGUUGACAUGUAAAAACUGAGUGGUUGAGAAAGAAAAACUUGUUUGCUGUAGUGUUCCUGAGAACCCUGGUAAAUAAAGAUACUAUUUUUAUGUGUUUAAA